UCCGGUGUUCCCGAAUGCACCUCGUUCGCAGUGCACGUGGUUGUGUGCUGCUGAAGGUCAGCAACAGCAUUUCUGUCGCUCGAUCUACGCCUUGUUCAGCAAGUUGAGCCAAAAGUACUGAAACACGAGGCACAUCCAAAAGCUCAAAUUUCACGCGCACCUGUAAAGGUCCCUCGGUUGGUUUCGCUUUCACUUCACUCGAUGUAAACAAAUCCUUCACAAAAACAAAACCGAAGGCGUUGUCUUCGCAGCGGGGCUGAAGAUGUGGCAGACGGUGCUUGUCGCUGCGUGGCUGCUUGAAGCUGCCAGCUUGCAGAUUACCGGUUAUGGUGACACAACGGCGGACUACGGCGAGGAUGCGCGCUACAAGUGCGAGCUGCGGAACCAGUCAGGUGUGCUUCAGGUCACGUGGCAAAAGCGCCUGCGGGACGAUUCUAUCGAGAAUGUAGCAUCCUACAGCAAGUGGCACGGGCAACAGAUCAAUCAGCCUUACCAGGGGAAGGUGAUGCUCACCGAGACGUCCCUCAGCUCGGCGUCCAUCACCCUGAAGAACCUGACGUGGGCGGACGAGAGUUGUUAUAUCUGCCUGUUCAACGUGUACCCGGAAGGAUCCAAGACCAAGCAGACCUGCCUCAGGGUGCAAGGAAUAUCUCAAGUGCAAACAAAGGUGUCCCGUCCCAGCAGUGGCCUGGCAGACGGAACCAUGCCGGUCAUGUUCAGUUGCUCUGCAACCGGGAAACCAGCACCCACCAUCCGCUGGCUCUUCUCGCAAGGCGACACCAGUUUGCACGAGCCUGUGGCCGCCACGGUCGCCAACGGCGACCAUACGUUUACCAGCAGUAGUAAUGUCACACUCAUUGUCUCCAGAGGCUGGAAGGGACACGCCGACUGCGUGGUGGACAGCGGGAGUCGCGGACAGAGGAUGAAGAGGAUCCCCUUUUCCUGGGAUGCUGACCUGGGGGAGGGCGGGGCAGGUGGAGCAAUGACACCAACAGACCAGGCUCUUCUCACUGUUGGUAUCGUUGCUGUGAUGGCAUUCAUAGCAACCAUCGCUAUUGUUGGGACGAUACAAAGAAGGGAGAAAGCGUACAGAAGAACGCCAGACGUCGAGGUUGAGGUUGUCACCUUCCCAGCAAAUGAAUAGAUGUUCCAGAAGAGCAGCCAAGCACUCGUUUCACUUGCUUUCAUCUCCUUUAAACCUACCUCCAGUUGUUUGCAUGUUAUCUUCAUUGGAGCCUCUCAAUAGUCCAUAGGUAUGAUGUCCAAAGGCACAUGUGUGUAUGUGCCCUGUGUAUGUGCCCUGCCAUUGGCUGGGUUAGGGUUAGCGUUAGGAUUAGGAUUAGGGUUCGGAUGAAUGGUUGUUUGUCUAUAUGUGGUUAGUGUUGGGUUAGGGUUGGGCUGGUGACCAGUCCAGUGCUGUACCCCCGCCUCUCGCCCAGAGUCAGCUGGGAUAGGCUCUGCAACCCUAAUGAGAAGGAAAUGAAUGAAUGAUGUGAGGAGUCUUCUGGGGAGUCAAGUGGAAAUGGAGUGGUAGUGCCACCUAGUGGACGUUUCAGUGAAUUCUUGACAAGAGGAUGAAUGAUCAGUUUAGCUUGCACUUUUGCACCUUUUUUGCCCCUUUGAUCUUCAGCAACAGACUGUGCCGAUUUAAAAUUGUGUUUCUAGACUGUUUCAUAUUUAUUCAUAGAAUUAUUUAUGUUAAUAUAUUGCUGCAGCAUCAUCUGCUCACUCGGUAUUUGAAUAAUUGGUUCAUCAUGUGUUCUGAUUCUGUAUCUUAUUAAGUUAUUAAAAUCUAACAGCAGCAUCUGGCUUGUCUUGCCUUCGAGUGCUCUGCAGAACUCGGAGUUGGGAUGCGUACUUCCAUGUGCAGUACAGUAGUACGGCAAAAUCUGAUGCAUCGCCCUCACCUGGAUGUUGCACUCAUCACCAGGAACGUUUCCGUGUGGAUGGCGCCUGUGCGACAUUCUGGUCAAACAUCGCCAUCUUGGCUACGUAGCGGAAAAGGGGGGACGAGCUCAAGUGGAUUUAAAAACAUUUAAAAACCAGAGGAGCAGGAGCCUGUUGCACAAAACGAGGAUAAGGGAUGAAGCCGGGAUAUCUUGGGUCCGGUUUUUGAAAAGGUUUAACCUGGAUUAUAUUGAUCCAGAUUUGGUAAUUUUUGGUAAUUUUUUUUUUGCUGUCACAUAAUCCAUUUAACUUUUGAGCCGGUUUUUCAAAGCAACAUCGGACUGGAUCGAUUUGAUUCGGAUAGAAACUUUUCAGGAUCACCCAAUCUGGAUAACCAGGAAAUCCUAAUGUAGAACUAGAGAUAUGCCAAGAGCAGUGUGGGGUCAAUACAAGUUUAUUUGAAUCAGUAAUCUGAUUACUAGGGGUGCAACAAUACGUGUAUCUGUAUCGAACCGUUCAAUACACAUGCGUACCGAACCGUGACCUCUGUAAUGAAUAAUACGCAGUUACAUAUUUCUGUUAUCAACCUCUGACGGCGCCCUGUGCUGAAAGCUCAGAUUAUCUGCGAUCAACUACUCUGGCUUAGGUUGCAUCGUCAAACACAGUCACUGAGCUCCGCCUCCCACAUUCAUACCAUGCUGAAAAUGUUGAAAAUGUUGGCAAGUUCAAUAAAAUUGUAAUUAAAAAAGGCAAGAUAAUUUAUUUUUUGUAACCGUAACACAAACGUAUCAAACCGAACCGGGAAUUUUGAGUAUCGUUGCACCCCUACUGAUUACGUAAUUGUUUUUUUCUUUUG
Molecule: messenger RNA, 2743 nt
Organism: Dunckerocampus dactyliophorus (ringed pipefish)
Lineage: Eukaryota; Metazoa; Chordata; Actinopteri; Syngnathiformes; Syngnathidae
Product: OX-2 membrane glycoprotein-like
Exons: 7
Coding region: 263-1144 (293 amino acids)
Molecular function (GO): cell-cell adhesion mediator activity
Source: RefSeq, a predicted model, not a curated record